Molecule: messenger RNA, 1399 nt
Organism: Thermothelomyces thermophilus ATCC 42464
Lineage: Eukaryota; Fungi; Ascomycota; Sordariomycetes; Sordariales; Chaetomiaceae
Exons: 2
Coding region: 50-1399 (449 amino acids)
Biological process (GO): protein deneddylation
Cellular component (GO): COP9 signalosome
Molecular function (GO): protein binding; metallopeptidase activity
Source: RefSeq, a predicted model, not a curated record
GUCGUGUUCCUUAGCCAACCCGACAUCGAAAUCGGCUGCGACUGCAAACAUGGUCGGCCACGCAGCCAACGAGCUGCUGUCGACCCAGAAGGCGUCCGACUCGGGCCUCAAGGUCGUGCUACACCCACUGCCCAUCCUUGAGAUCUCCGACUUCAUUGUCCGUGGCUAUCAGCGCGGGCUAAGAGGGGCGGUCGUCGGCGCGCUGCUAGGUCAGCAAAAUGGCCGCGAGAUCACAAUCGAGCACAGCUUCAGCUGCAAGUCGGCCAAGAACGCCGAUGGUCUCUACGAGCUCGACCAGGAGUGGUUCAAGAAGCGCCUGGAGCAGAUGAAACUCGUUCAUAAAAGUCCUGCACUCGACCUCGUCGGCUGGUAUUCCCUAGUACCCAAGACAGGCCCCUCCGCCUUGCACCUUCCCAUCCACCGCCAGAUCAGCUCGUACAACGAGUCCGCCGUCUUGCUCGGUUUUCAUGUCGAAGAUGUUCUGUCCCCAGCAUCCGGAGACCCCUUACCGAUUACGAUAUACGAAAGCAACAUGGAGGCCGAGGAUAGCAAGGAGGCCGGUGAGGGCGAAGACAAGGAGAUGAAGGACGCUGAGGCUCCCACAAACAUGGUUCUCCGCUUCCGAAAGCUGCCAUACACCACAGACACUGGCGAGGCCGAAAUGAUUGCGAUGCAGUUUAUUCGCGAGGGCGGUGCCAACGCUGCCACGGUAGACGGCAACGAGAAGCACAUCCUAGAGCAAUUCGACAAAAAGAUCGCCGUCAAUGACGGCAAGGGCAAGCGUAGAGCGGUUGCCUACGAGGAGAGCAGCAAAUCAAAGAAGGACGCGGCCGCCCGUCCUACCGAGCCAGCGACAAGAAACCCCGACGCCAACCUCACACGUGCCGAGGCCGAGUACAUGUCGGCUCUCCAGGCCAAAUACAACGCCAUCAAGAUGAUGAGGUCCCGCCUGGGACUCAUCAUUACCUACCUUCAGAACCUCCCUCCCGCCUUUACCGCGGGCACUCAGACAACAUCGGAAGCAGCUGAUUUUGCCCGGGCUUCCAACGGGCAAUACACGAUCCCCUCCAACAACAUCCUCAGGCACAUCCAAGCUCUGGUAACCAACGCCGACUUGGUUGCCCCUGCGGAGCAAGCAACGCUGGAACGCGAGAUCCAGCGCGAAACAAACGACGUCAACCUCAUCUCCAUGAUCUCAGACCUCAUGUCCAGCGUGAAUGAAGCCCGCGAGGCAGGCAAGAAGUUCCACGUUGUGGAGUCGGCGCGGAACUCACGCCAGGGCAGGGUGGCCGCUACAAGCGGUUCGCUGUACGAGCAGUCCUUGUUCGAGUCUGAGUUGGGAAUGGGCGGUGACGGGGACUUUGCGGAUGGGUCCGAUUCCGUUCUUGCUCAGUACUAA